ACACUUAAAUGAUAGUCUGCCAAUUUUUUCUCGUAUUUUGCUAGAUUUUCAGUGAAUGGUGUUGUACUAACCAAUUUUUAAAAAUCUAAGCUUUGAAAUGCACAAGUGUCCAUAGAGAACAAUAAAAGAGAUUUAUUCAUUUCAACAAGGAACAACUGAAAUCGACGUCGCCACCACUGUACGAGGGGGAGAAGGAGCAGAGCCCCUGUCGCUUCCAGCCGAAGAGUGACGUCACUGACCGACCCGCCCGAGCUUGCCGAGUUGCUGCGUUCUCCACUUCUCGGCUCGAUUUGUUGAAUCAUCCAUAGUUCAUCCUCUCGUUGUGUUGUUGAUAGUUGUCGGUUUAGCUGCUUCAUUACAGAAACUUGUGUUUCUCUUUGUACUUUUAACUGUGCGCUCGUUAAGUGGUGUUUAAAUUUGAACGGAUAUGGCUACAGAAGUAGAAAACAACGCACCCGCUAUGGACACCAAAGAAAUUAAAGAAGAGGUUGCAGCCGGCGAUAAUAAAGCGGAAGAGGCAAAGCAAGAAGUCGGUGCUGGAGACGCUGCAACUCCAAAGGAGAAAGAACCCGCUCCUCCAAAAGUUGUAGUACACAAGACGAAUUAUGAAAAAGAUGUUGUAUAUUUAUAUCAAUUUUCUCGCACCCCGCUUUUGCCAUCUUUAUCGCCCUAUUGUCUCAAAGUUGAAACCUGGCUGAGGCUUGCCGGUAUCAAAUAUGAGAAUGUGGACCAUAAACUGAAAUAUCGUUCCAAAAAAGGACAGUUGCCUUUUGUUGAGCUCAAUGGUGAAGAAAUUGCCGACAGCGUUAUCAUCAUCAAGGAAUUGGCUGCUCGUUUCAACCAUGACAUGGAUAUCGCACUAACUGCAGAACAGCGCAAUGUAGCUCAUGCUAUGAUCUCCAUGAUCGACAACCACCUUGCUUGGGUUGUUAUGUGGUGGCGUACCAAAUAUCCCGACCAAGUCCUGAAAGGAUACAAGGUUAAUCUUCAGCAUGCUCUUGGUACAAGAAUACCAAAUGGAAUAUUGAACUUCUGCUUCAAAUUUGCAUUUGGCAGAAAGUGGUUCCAGGGUUCCAAGAAAGUUAAGGCUCAAGGCAUUGGGGUACAUUCCCCAGAAGAAAUCAAUGCUUUUGGACAGAGUGAUCUGAAAGUAUUAUCUGAUAUGCUUGCUGACAAACCAUUCUUCUUUGGAGAUGAACCAACUACAUUGGAUGUUGUGGUAUUUGCUCACCUAGCCCAAAUAUAUUUUAUUGACAAAGAAGUUACAUACCCACUACGUGACUAUAUGACUGAAUCUUGUGCGAACCUUGUUGGUUUAGUCAACCGAAUGAAGGACCGCUGCUUCUCUGACUGGGAUGAGAUCUGCACAAACCUUGACUUGAAUUCUCAUUUGCCAAAACCUGAGCCUGAACAACAGAAAGACAACAAAGAAGCUGCUAAGGACGAAAAAGAGGCUGAAGGUAAAGAAUUGGAACCUGAUGAUAAAGAUAUUGAAAAAGAAAAAGCUGAUGACAAAGAAAAAGCGAAAGAAAAGGAGGUUGAAGAAAACAAAGAAAAAGAAACCAAGUAAAAAGUUGUGUUGAAGGUGUGUGAGGCAACUGCAAUUAAUUUUAUUCAUCUCAAACGAAUGAAUCCAAAAUUUUUAGUUUUCUUUUUCCCUUUAAGUGCAAAUUUAGCUAGUGAGGUCAAUUUGUGACUGUCCUCUCUAAAGAAACCUGCGAUCUCGGUCAAAUUGUAAUUUAUAAAUGAUUUGUGAAAAUUUAUUUAUGCAGAUUUUCUUAUAGGCAUCACGCACUAAGUAUCAAUUGAAAUAUCAACAUAAUCUCAUUCACAUUAUUCAAAAUGAUUGAAUUUUUUUCACCCCUACCAUGAGCAUACAAUGAUAAUUUGGAUUCUGAAAAUGUUACUUUAAAUUUUAUAUGUUGUUUAAUUUCAAUUGGUACUUUGUGUAUCAAAGAAUACUCCACCACAUGACAUAUUCAGUGCUAGUUAUAUUUGUUUGUAUAAAAUAAUUUUAGCCAUGUUUUCUAUUGUAAGCAAUUGUAUGUAUAAACACUUUCAAAAGCAAAUUAGGGUCCAAAUCUUACUUUAGUAUACCGUGUGAUGUGUGCAAUUUGGUCCCUUGCACAUUUGAUGGAAUAUCUUCUGCUUGCUUUCGAAAGUGCGUCCAUGUUAGUGCAGUCUCAGUGUACCAAAUUAUAUAAUCAGUUAUUAGUAGUGCAUUUAUAUUCAUUCCAUAUUUUAAACGUUCAACAUCAACAAAUUACAUAACUUAUCAGUAUAAUUGUAGAUUUUUGUAUUUUUUUAAAAAAUAAUUUUAGGAUUCACAUUUUGUAGGUAAUUUAAAACGAUAAAUUUCUAAUGAUUCUAAUGAGAAAUACUGCAUAUGAUAGAACAGACUUUCGUUGAUUUCCUUCUACAACUCCAAAUACUUUUCAGGGUUGUUGAAAUGAAUUCAAAUUUCCUGUUCUUAUUUAUGCCUUUUUCUUAUUAGAAAUCCUUUUACCGUUGUCACACAUUGUGUUUAACGCAACAAUUUCCGUGUAUUUUCAUAUUUUCAAUUCAAUAUAAUGAUACUGUAUGGAAUUAACUUGAUUCCUUUAUAUGUAUAAUGAAGAACUGAAUGUUCGAACAUUAUAAUUUAAAUAAUUUAAGUUUGAUUUACAACUGUGUUGUAUGCUAUAUUACAGUUAAAAUAAAUUGGUAUUUUAAGUUGAAA
This is a messenger RNA of Harmonia axyridis, 2719 nucleotides long. RefSeq names its product failed axon connections (gene fax). Gene Ontology annotation, cellular component: cytoplasm. The coding region runs from base 428 to 1570 and encodes 380 amino acids. The record is from RefSeq and is a predicted model, not a curated record. Lineage: Eukaryota; Metazoa; Arthropoda; Insecta; Coleoptera; Coccinellidae. The transcript has 6 exons.